This is a messenger RNA of Haliotis rufescens (red abalone), 1895 nucleotides long. RefSeq lists its product as uncharacterized. Lineage: Eukaryota; Metazoa; Mollusca; Gastropoda; Lepetellida; Haliotidae. The record is from RefSeq and is a predicted model, not a curated record. The transcript is spliced from 3 exons. Bases 406 to 1296 code for a protein of 296 amino acids.
GUUCCCCCGGAAUAUAAUUCUAUCUCUGAAAUCGGUAUGUUAUUUUUCUCUAUGGCAAUAUAACAUCAUGUCGGGACUACCCAUACCCUUCAGUUGGAUAUUAGUGUCCUUAUCCGAACGGUAAGGACACUGUUGGUAGAAAAGGGUUUUUUAGGGUCCACGAACAGUUGUAGGUUGGAAAGGUAGGCUCCACGGUCUGUUGUCCCUUUUAUAGCGAGACGUUGUAGGUUGUGAGACUGUCUCCGUGUAUUUGGUAAUGAUUAAUGUUAGAAUGAUUUACUUCAUAAUAAUUGAGUUUGUCAUCAGUGGUGGACUUGACUCAGGUACGACUGCCAAUUUACCCGAGCACGGUUCCCCUUUAUAGACGAACAGUGCAGCUGAGGAAGUCAUCAGCUGACGACCAACAUGGAAAGAAUGAACAGCGUGGAAGCCAGACUUUAUGCCCCAUUCCGUCACCUAGAGAGAAUGGGAUACAGGUUAAGACUUUGGGAGGACGAGGCGCUUGCUGUUGUAGACGUUCCGGGUCCUUCUGACGACGCCUUUGACGUCGACGGAAACUGCCAUGUGUGGAGUAUUGUAAAGGUAAUAGGUGCAGCUAUGCAUUUUGCACACAAUUAUCCCCUGGGCGAAAGGGGGCGAUCCUUCUUGGACUACGGAAAACUAACCGAUGGAUUGUACACGUUUAUGGCUUCCUCAUCCUUUGACUUUGCGAGAUCCAUGUAUGAUCCCGAUGUGUCAAAAUGGCCUCUCAAGGUCAAUGUACAGCUCGGGUACAUCGGGAAGUCUUCUACCAAUUUCGUCAGUAAUGUAGUUGUACCAUCAUCGGGUGAGAUAUUGGUAAGAAACAUCAACCAGUUGGUUGCCAUCGACAAGGAAACGCGCAAACCGACGCCAUUCCCGUCAUGGUGGAAGGAGAAACAUGGCGAGAAAGCGGUCAGAAAGGAACCACUGAUUAUACAGAAGCUCUCCAAGCCUGACAACGCCCACACAUACACCUUGCGUGUGUCGUGGAGCGAAACGGACAUGUACAAUCACGUCAACUGGGUGUCCUAUGUGGUGUACUCCAUCGAUGCCCUCCAUCAUGGGAUAAAGGAGGGCAAGUUGAAAGGCAUGGACAAGGAGGUGGUCAAGAAAGGAAUACAGAGGAUGCGGAUGGCUUACUUUGGUGAAUGUGUCGAAGGAGACCAGUUGACGGUUUACUUCUGGGAGGUGGAAGACCAGCCUAGAACUGUAUAUUUUGACAUAGAAAAGUUUGGAGUAUCCGUCUUUCAAAAUACAUUAACAUACCAUCAGUAGGAGUGUUUCCCGAAAAUACAUUGACAUAGCUCCAGUGGGAGAAAUCAUUGUAAGUGCAUAGACAUAUGAAUGGGAUGUGGAGAACUAAAUGUAUGGGACUUUAGUUCUGCAAUUUGUCACAAGAUUUAUAUGUGUAACAUAUGAGUGUUUAUAAAAUAAAUGAGAGAGUGAGUAUGGUUUUUGGCCGCUUUUAGCAAUAUCCCAGCAAAAUCACGGAGGGGGACACCAGAAAGUGGCUUCACACAGUGUAUCCAUGUGGGAAAUCGAACCCGGACCUUCGGCGUGACGAGCGAACGCUUUAACCGCUAGGCUACCCCACCGCCCCCAUAUGAUAGAUGAGAACGUGCACCUGUUCAUGAUAUUUAAUAAAAGGUAUAUUGAUUGGUUGAUAUCAGGUAAUGGAUAUUUGUUCAGGUAUUGUGGUGUCGUUAUUGACAUGUGUUAUUAAUUUUGCACUAAUGGUUUCUCGAAAUGGACGUCGGUCAUUUAAUUGGAUAUUUGGGUGUGGGGGUGUCUCAUCUCAUUCAUGAUCUCUUAUCUGACAACAAUAUGUAUUCAAAAAUCAUUUCAUGCUGCAUAAAACAUAUAUGCAAUAUCAA